This is a messenger RNA of Ixodes scapularis (black-legged tick), 3395 nucleotides long. RefSeq lists its product as uncharacterized. The record is from RefSeq and is a predicted model, not a curated record. Lineage: Eukaryota; Metazoa; Arthropoda; Arachnida; Ixodida; Ixodidae. The transcript has a single exon. Bases 64 to 3249 code for a protein of 1061 amino acids.
GAAACACCAGUUCCAUCAAUAGAAACAGAAAUAAUACCCAGUUUGCCGCCACACCUUACUCCCAUGAGUACUACUGAAAUAGUACCAGAAAUUCCUACAACAAAAUUCCCCAUGUCAACAGUAUUCAAACUACCCACUCAUCCGACCCGGUUCACUCCGAUAGAAACAAAAACACCUGUUCCCUCAGGACAGACUGGGAUAGUGCCGAGUGUUCCACCAAUUGUUUCUGUCAUGAGCACGACUGGAGUGAUACCUGAAACCACUAGUAGUGCAGGCGGCCUUAUUCCAACAGGAAUGAAGUUAUCAACUCAUCCGACUGGGUUUACCCCAAUAGAAACAGAAACUCCAUCUACCCCAGGACAGACAGCGAUAUCGCCUAGUUUACCUCCAUAUUUUACUCACAUAAGUACUCCUGAAGUAACAUUAGAAAUUACUACUACCACAAAAGGCCUCACGCAAACAGGAUUCUAUCCUCCGUCUCACCCGACGUCGUUCCCUCCGACUGCUACAAGGAUAUCUCUUCUUCCAGGGCAGACAGAAAUACUACCUACUGCUACUCCGCCUAUUACUCCCAUAAGCACCACCGAAGUUGUACAAGAGAUAACUGCAACUAGUGGAAGCCUUCCCUCAACAAGGUUCAAGCCGCCGCUAUAUUCGACUCGGUUUCCUCCCACCGAAACAGUAACACCUGUUCCUUCUCUGCAGAAAGAGGUACAUCCUAGUGUUCCGCCACAUAUUAGUACCGUUAGCCCUCUCGAAAGAAGAACAACAGAGAUAACGUUUACCGAAAGCUCUCCUGCGAGUGAAUCGAUCUCACACCCAAGGCCUACAGAGCUGCCUUCAAGAGAGCAAACGACCAUUCCACCAUCUUUACGAUCAAUAUAUCCGUUUACUUUUGUUCCAACACAGAUCACACCCUUUAGCACGACUGAAGUUGUAGCACCAAUCACCACUGGUGAAGCUUCCUCUCAUCCGACUUGGCUUCCUUCUAAAGAAGCAACGUCUCCUCCUCCUGGCUUGACACAAAUAUUUCCUACAUCACAAGAAACAGUUAUUUCUGCAAGUUCUCCCCGCGCGGGAACGCUAUUCAGUACUGCCGUCAGCGCCACGAGAAGACUACCUGGUGGCACUGGGGUGCCGAAAACAACGGAACUGUCCCCAUCUUCAGCACCUGGAGUGUGGCCUUCAACGAAAGAAGAAUUAACAUCUUCUGGAUUACAGUCUGUAAUAUACCCGUCCGCUCCUCCUAUUAGUGGCAGUGCUGGCACUACGGAAAUUAGUCCUGCAUCGCCGAUAUUCGGUACGCACACCUCAAUGAGUAGUACCCCUAAGACAUCACCAAGUCCUUUUACAAAGGAAGGGGAAACCGGCGGUCAAAUACACACUACCCUACCUCCUUCUGAAACAACAUCUUAUGAAGUUUCUACAGGAACUGGCGGCAUAGUCGUAACAUCUUUAUCACAAAGUACUGUCGAAGUUUCUACGGAGGUUAUUACACCCGAAAUAGGUUAUCUCAUGCAACUUCUUGCCAUCCUGCGCAAGGACCUGGGGUACCUUACCGUAAACUCUACGGUUCUCAGAUCUCUUUUUAUUGAGGUGGCUUACAUUGGGACUACAAGGGCUUACGACAUCUUUUCUCUCGCCCUGACAGAUCUGAAGCGACAUUGUGACCGCCUCGACCCCAGUCAAAGAGUUAUAGUAGCCUUCGAAAUUGCCCGCUUCCUGAAAACCUACGGCACUAAGAUUCCUCACAAUAUCGUGGUUCAAGCUGUGAGCGUCUUUCUGUGUGCUAUUGACCACAAGAGUAUCAUCACCAAGCUUUUUCCAAAAGAGGCUUAUGUAAUUGGAAUCGCUGAAACCGUUGUCGACGAUCUUACUCCACCCGACCUAAUUCAUUUGAUUCAUCUGCUUUAUGCGGAGCGCAACAUAAGCAGAGUCGAAGAAUCUCCAUGCGCUGGCAUUCUCUGCGAAGAAGUGCCCGAAAGCAUCAUGGACACAAUUGAUAUGCUAGUAGACCGGUAUUUUCCAAAUUCCGCGCCCCAAAAGAAGUGGCUCAUAAUUGAUAUCGCGAGAGCACUGAACUUGCAGCCAGAGGUAGACGAAGACGGGGAUGAGAUGGUAUAUUAUAAACUUGGAGACUACGGCGUCGUUUUGGACGAGCUACGAGAACCGAUGCUGUCGGAAGACGAAAAAGCUCUUCUCACUGGAAAGUUCUUCGCAGAAGCACGUAAAAAUGCCAAGGCGAACCGUAAAAUAAACGUCAGCGACUUGGAAGAAGUGUGGAAAAUGGGAGAGGGUAAUUUACCGCUUACAGCCGUUAGGUCGUUCAUAGCCCUACUGAAAGUAGUUCACGCCAAGAAGAUCGCCCUGGAGCCGAACGAUCGUGCAAGACUGCUGGAAAUAGCUCUCCGUUGCGACGGUCACGAGUGUACAAAGCUGCCCUCGAGAGACAUCCACAACCUAAUUUUCGCGCUCUGCAACGUGGGCAUUCGGGACGGCUUUGCACUUUCGAAAGAAGUAAAGAAGAAGGUUUCAGACUUCAUCGUGGCGCUUAAGGACGCCUACAUCGACUCAAUUUCGCUGAGGCGGUGGAAGCGCAGCUCCGAAUUGCUGAAGCCGAAGGCUCACGACUACCUCUCCGAGAGCUCUCCGUCUGAACUCAAAUACCUGAAGGGGUGGCUCCAGGCCCCCAUAAACCUAGAUGACCACCAUUUUGACAACCCGGGACAAGGCCGUUCUUUGAGUGAUCCUCAAGUUCGUAACCAAACGCUAAUUUCCGAACUCUUUCAGUCCUACACAAACGAGAAAAGCCCCAAACGCAAGGCCAUGCUUGCUGAAACCUUGCUGGACAGUUAUAACCACAGCUUCAGGGCACUUGGUGCUGGCGUGAAGGACACAGAGAAGUUCAUCGUCUCGGUGCUUCGGCAACUGCCGGCCACCACGACCAGGCAGAACUCCCUCGUGCUUGGUAUUCUGGAUCAAUGCAUCGGGUUAGGAGAACCUUGCAUCAAUGUGACAAGAUCGGAAGACGUUGCACCUCUGAAGGUUAUACUGCAGAACAUGUCCCUGGAGAGAAGUCCGAACCUCGUGUCCACGCUCGCCCACAAGCUGCAAGACGCCGGGAAGAGGAAUGGCGGGCACUUUGAUCUGUCGUGGAUGCAACCCCGUCCGUCAAAGAAGAAGAGUUCGAAGGGCAAGGUCACCAAGCAGAAGUCUCCGUUAGCGGAAAGAAUGAAAGUUCCGUCUUGAGAAUGGGGCUCUUGCCGCUUCAUACGAUUUUGGGGAAGAAUAGAAAAAUAGAACAAGAAAAUUAAAAGGGUGGGGGAGGCGAACUUUCGAGUAGGUUGUUAGUUAUGUGUCCUUGUUUUUGUCCAAUCGGCUAUUCAAUUUGAAGC